This is a messenger RNA of Aspergillus vadensis CBS 113365, 1539 nucleotides long. RefSeq lists its product as uncharacterized. The record is from RefSeq and is a predicted model, not a curated record. NCBI's taxonomy places the organism in Eukaryota, Fungi, Ascomycota, Eurotiomycetes, Eurotiales, Aspergillaceae. The transcript has 2 exons. The annotation marks the transcript as partial.
AUGGAGCGGGGUAUAAAAGAAGCGGCACAGCAAUGCGUCGGCCUUUUCACGCGGUGCCUGGAAAUCCCACCUCUCAUGGAAAACGAGUGGGCCGAGAAUCGCCUUGCGGAUAUGAACUUAUGGAUAUCAGGCACCGGAGCCUGCGCCAGAGGACGAGCUUCUUUGGACUCGAGACUAGCCUCGAGGCCCGAAGCUCAUGAUGUGAUCGUCAAUUUAUUGCGCCUGCUAAGUACUAUGAUUGACGAAUGUCUAAAACAAAGCAAAAUACAAGAUGUUUCGCACAUCUCUCACAAUGAAGAAGACCCUGCCUCUUCUGAGAACGAAAGACAAGGGCGAGCAUUUUCCCCAUGGUCCGAUGAUUCUAGCUCCGAUGGCCAGUUGAUGGACCGUCAUGAGUUGCGGAAUCCAUCCAGGAAUCUGUUGUAUGAGUCAAUGUAUGACAUUGAGUUGAUGAUGGAUCAACUUUCCCGGAUCGCAGUUGCCAUUCGUCGCUCUGUACGACGCUCACGGUUGCAAAAGGCAGACCAACUGUUCAACGCAUCAGAACACCAGAAACUAGAAGGCCACCUUGUUGGAAUGUUACUCUGUCAAUUAAAUGGCCGUAUUCAAGAAAGAGACCCAUCGCAGUUGAAUGAAGUACAAUUGCGAUUGGUACACUGCAACCUAAAGCGUCGAAAUCGCUUUUUGUAUUCUCAAAGACACGCCAUGGGUCUGGAUGCUGGCUACGUACGUCGCACACCUGUACCGAAGCCAGCUGGAUCAGCACAGAAGGAGACACCCCAAGAAAGCCCGUGUUGGGAAUCCUCAAAUAAUAGCCCAAUGCACGCCAACAACACCGUAAUCACGGGAACUAGUGCCUCCGGACUGUCCGAUGACUUUCAUUUAUCGCAAUCAAGACACACAGUACACCAAAAAGAUCACGCUAUAUCCAUCACGUCUUCCGCAGUAUCAACUACUGCACGCGAAGUAGAUUACCCGCGCCCGCCUCAGCUUAAAGAUGAUGCGCGGCUCUUUCGGUGUCCCUGUUGCUGCGAAGCGCUUCCUGCAAAAAUGACAGAUGAAAUUAGGUGGAGGAAACAUAUCGAAGAUGAUUUGAGCCCCUACACCUGUGUUUUGGCUAGUUGUGAUCAGCCUUAUGUCCUCUUCAAUACAGAGGAUAGUUGGCGACAGCACAUGCUGAAGGACCACAACAGCAUGACAUAUUGGACAUGCUUUGCAUGUGGUGAUGGAAAACAAUUUUCGAGAAGGAAAGACUUUGUACAGCACACAAAGUUCUUUCAUGCUGCGACCGUUCCAUUAGCCCAUAUACCAGUCCUGGUUGAGUUGUCCAAGAAGACAAUACCAUCAGAAAUCCGACACUGUCCACUGUGCAAUUGGCCAAAAGCCGACGAAGUCGAAGUGGAAAAAGAUGCACUGUUAAAUCAUAUCGCUAAGGAGGUCCACUCUUUCUCGCUCCGGGCAUUACCAUGGGCGGAUGAUAACGGACAAGAGAUUGAUGAAAAUAUUUACAACAGCUCCGAAAAGGUCUACGACUGGCUC